This is a messenger RNA of Neltuma alba, 1833 nucleotides long. RefSeq names its product elongation factor Tu, chloroplastic-like. The record is from RefSeq and is a predicted model, not a curated record. Gene Ontology annotation, molecular function: translation elongation factor activity; GTPase activity; GTP binding. Gene Ontology annotation, cellular component: mitochondrion. NCBI's taxonomy places the organism in Eukaryota, Viridiplantae, Streptophyta, Magnoliopsida, Fabales, Fabaceae. Gene Ontology annotation, biological process: mitochondrial translational elongation.
UCUGCCACAGAUAACAAAAUCCUGAAAUCGUCAUCCUCUUCCCCUAUCUUCUCCAGUUCUUCUGCUCUAUACCCUCACACCACUCUCUUCUCUCUCACGGAUUCUCUAAUGGCAAUUUCUUCAGCUACAGCUUCUGCUUCCUCCAAGCUCAUAUUCCUUCAUCCCUCUCCCUCUCCUUCUUCCUCUUCCUCUCCCUCCCUCUCUCUAAACCCCCACAAACUCACAUCCCCCUCAUCCCAUCUCUCCUCUUCCUUCAUUAAUCCCUCCACAAUCCUCCACCUUUCUCCCUCCUACUCCUCAGCCACCACCCGCCACCGCUCCUUCACAAUCCGAGCUGCUCGUGGCAAGUUCGAGAGGAAGAAACCCCAUGUCAAUAUCGGCACCAUUGGCCAUGUCGACCACGGCAAGACCACUCUCACUGCUGCUCUCACCAUGGCCUUAGCGGCUUUGGGAAACAGUGCCCCGAAGAAGUACGACGAAAUUGACGCUGCCCCUGAAGAGCGAGCUCGUGGAAUCACCAUUAAUACUGCCACUGUCGAGUAUGAGACUGAGAAUCGCCAUUACGCCCACGUCGACUGUCCUGGCCACGCCGAUUAUGUCAAGAACAUGAUUACCGGUGCUGCGCAGAUGGACGGGGCUAUUCUUGUUGUUUCCGGCGCCGACGGUCCAAUGCCGCAGACUAAGGAGCAUAUACUUUUGGCUAAGCAAGUGGGUGUUCCAAAUAUGGUCGUGUUUCUAAAUAAGCAAGACCAGGUUGAUGACGAGGAGCUUUUGCAGCUUGUGGAAUUGGAGGUUCGUGAGCUUCUUUCUUCUUAUGAAUUCCCUGGUGAUGAUGUCCCCAUUAUUUCUGGUUCUGCUCUGCUCGCUUUGGAGGCUUUAAUGGCGAAUCCUACCAUUAAACGAGGAGAAAGCCAAUGGGUCGACAAAAUUUACGAACUCAUGGAUUCUGUGGAUAGCUACAUCCCAAUUCCCCAGCGUCAAACUGAUCUUCCUUUCUUGCUAGCCAUUGAAGAUGUGUUUUCAAUCACGGGUCGUGGGACUGUGGCCACAGGCCGAGUUGAGAGAGGUACAAUUAAGGUUGGAGAUACUGUGGAUAUUGUCGGUGUAAGGGAAACUAGAAGCACAACCGUGACUGGCGUAGAAAUGUUCCAGAAAAUUCUCGAUGAGGCCAUGGCUGGGGAUAACGUGGGGUUGUUGUUGAGAGGUAUCCAGAAGAUUGAUAUUCAGAGAGGGAUGGUUUUGGCUAAGCCAGGCACCAUUACUCCACACACCAAGUUCGAAGCAAUUGUUUAUGUCCUGAAGAAGGAAGAGGGAGGGAGGCACUCACCAUUCUUCGCUGGUUACAGGCCACAGUUCUACAUGAGGACUACUGAUGUGACUGGGAAAGUGACUGCCAUUAUGAAUGAUAAGGAUGAAGAAUCAAAGAUGGUUAUGCCUGGAGAUCGUGUUAAGAUGGUUGUUGAACUUAUUGUGCCUGUGGCUUGUGAACAAGGAAUGAGGUUUGCUAUUAGAGAAGGAGGGAAGACUGUUGGAGCUGGUGUGAUUCAAUCGAUCAUUGAGUGAGUGCAAGAGCAAGCAGGACUCUUCAAGUGGUGGAGAUCUCCCUAUUUACAGUUCUAUGCGAUUAAUUUUCCAUUUUACACGAACUGAUGCCAUAUCCAAUUUCUUAUAUUUUGUAGGUCUAUCCUUUUGCUUUGAGAUGUUUAGUCAAGCUGGAUAAUAUCUUUCGCAUGCUCUCUUCUACCUCCCCCCCCCCCCCCCCAAUUGUUUCGUCUGAUGAGUACUCGAGGUUACUUGAACUUCUGCUUGCAUGAGAAUAUCCGAUUUAUCUAA